This is a messenger RNA of Drosophila bipectinata, 1255 nucleotides long. RefSeq names its product High mobility group protein 2 (gene Hmg-2). Gene Ontology annotation, cellular component: nucleus. Gene Ontology annotation, biological process: regulation of gene expression. Lineage: Eukaryota; Metazoa; Arthropoda; Insecta; Diptera; Drosophilidae. The record is from RefSeq and is a predicted model, not a curated record.
AUUAAAAUAGUAUCUUUUGGACAUCCAUAACAUUUUUAAAGAACUUUUAGUUAAAAUAAAAAAAACAUAUAAAUAAACUUUAAUUUAAAAAAAAUUAAACAUUCGGCUGUAGAGAAACCAUUUAAAAUGCCGGAGAAAGCCGAGGAAUCUGCCGCUCCCGCUGUAGAUUCACCUGCCAUUGUGCCCGUCAGUUUGCAAUCCCAGGAUUCGGGUGCCUUGGAAGAUAUGGACUUGGAAGAAAAGCCGGUGAAGGGAGGAAAGAAAUCCAAGAAGAGUCGGUACUCGGAGGAGGAAAUGGAGUUUAAAAAGCUUGCCCAACGUCGCAUUAACGUGGCCGGAGCACCAAAGAUGCCUCUUAAUGGCUACGUCCGUUUCAUGAACGACCGUCGUGAGGAGCUCCGACGUGAACAGCCCCACCGCACUGCCCUGGAGCAUACCAAAAUCAUUGGUGAGGAGUGGCAGCAGUUGUCAGAAGACCGCAAGAUGCCCUACAUAGAGGCAGCCGCUAAGGACAAGGCCAUUUACCAGGAGCAAUUGCAACUGUUUCUUAAGGAACAUCCCGAAAUUGUGGCCAAGGAGCUAGCCAAGGCCAAGAAGGCAACCAAGAUAGAACCUACUCCAAAGGAGAACAGCAGCGCCACCAAGGGAAAGAAACCCAAGGCGAAAACAACGCCCGUAAAAAGGCAAAGCGAGGAUCCCGAUGACAUCCCUUUGGCUCAAGUCAAGCGGACUCCAACACCACAGCCUACUCCUGUAGCACCGCCAGUUACGACACCUGCAGCCAGCUCUCAGCCAGUACCACCAGCGCCGGUCAUUGCCCCUCGACCCCUGCAACCCGGAGAGAUUCCCAUCUACACAAAUGAAUUCAUCGAGCACAAUCGCAGCACGGAGAACGAACUGCGGACUCUUCGCAAGGCCAAGACUGAUCUGGAGCAGCAGAACGCGGUGCUGGAGCAGCACGUUGACAAUACUAAAGCUGGCUAUGCGAAAGUAAUGGCAGAGGUUUCCGAGCUGAAGGAGGAAAACGUGCGACUAGAGUCCUACUUGAAUGCCCUGCGCCAGAAACUGGUCACGUCCCUUGUCGGCGUCUCGAUUCCUUCGUUCGAGGCAAGCGGCCCGAACAUAGAGAACGUUGACAAGUACAUCCGCCAUUUGGCAUCCCUUGCCGGCCAGCCCAACAACGCUUCACUACUCAAAGCGCGGGAGGCACUGCGGAAGCUAGAUACCUCCAGCCUGCUUAAGCACUAAACGCCAA